AUGGAACCCGAUGCCUUGGUCCCCUCAGCUCUAGCCUUUGUCCGGCGUUGCCGAUGCACCUGGACAAGAGGUAGAAGGAUGCUGGCUCAAUCCGUACGCCGAACCAAGACCAUGGCCAACCGCCACCGGUCCUCUCCUCCUACCUAUGUGUGUGGUCAACGUGUAUGGCUCUCUACCAAGGACUUGCCUCUCCAGGCGCCUUCCCGCAAGCUGGCUCCCAAGGUUAAGCCUUUCUCCUCUUCCCGUCUCAACCCUGCCAAUACCAUCCCUCACCCCCUCCCCCUGUGGACGGGUCCCCGACCUACAUGGUCAGGAAGCUGCUUGACGUAUGUUGCUGCGGCAGAGGAUUCCAGUACUUGGUGGACUGAGAGGGCUAUGGUGCAGAGGAGAGGUGUUGGGUGCCGUCUCGCGAUGUUCUGGACUGGCGACGAGGUGAGCCCCCUUCCUAGUUGCCCUGUGGCGCCUCUGGGGGAGCUGGAUCUUUCAGGAAACAACCCUGGGGAAUCAGGAGUGAAUAUGCUUAUUGAUUUACUAAAGAAGCCAGAUUGCAAACUGAAAACACUCAGAUAUUUGAAAAGUCCUGCUGCAGAAGAGGCGUGUAAAUAUCUGACUGAAGUUUUGGGUGAAAACCCCUUAUUGCUAAAAGAACUGGAUCUAAGUCGCAACGAAUUAGGAGGCCUGGAUGUAGAGAAGCUUUCAGCUCUUUUGAUCGACUCGCAUACCAGGCUGGAGAAAAUUAGGUUGAACAAUUGUGACCUGACAGAGAAAAACUGUUCAGCUUUAGCUGCUGUUCUGUCUUCCAACACCAUUCUGAAAGAGAUGGACCUGAGCAACAACCGUCUGCUGGAUUCAGGAGUAAAACAGCUCUGUAAUGAACUGAAGAAAUCUAAGCUGCAGAUACUGAAACUUCCAAACUGCAGUAUUACAGAAGAAGGUUACAAAAGUUUGGCUUCAGCACUGGAGUCAAACCCCUCACACCUGACAGAGCUGGAUCUCACAGGAAAUGAUCCUGGAGAAUCAGGAGUGAAGAACCUCAUUGAUGUCCUGCAGAGAAGCCUAUCAGUAUGUGAUGAAAGACAACAAAACCCUUUACUCCUGAAAGAGCUGAAUCUGAGUACAAAGAAACUAGAUGACACAAAAGUGAAGCAGCUGGCUGCCCUUCUGGAAGAUAAGCACUGUAAACUAAAGACACUUCUGUUGAGUGAUUGUGGUCUAACCGAAAGAAGCUGCUCAACUUUAGCUACCGUUCUAUCAAACACCAGUCUGAAAGAGCUGGACAUAAGCAACAAUAAUUUGCUUGAUUCAGGAGUGGAGAAACUACAGAUUGGAUUAAAAAAUACUAACUGCAAACUAGAGAAACUAAGAAUGUCAACAUGCAGUAUUACAGAAGCAGGUUAUAACAGUUUGGCUUUAGCUCUGGAGUUAAACCCCUCACACCUGACAGAGCUGGAUCUUACAGGAAAUGAUCCUGGAGAAUCAGGAGUGAAGAAGCUCAUCGAUGUACCAAAGAAAUCAAACUGUACACUGAGGUUUUUGGAAGGUCCUGCAGAGGAAGCCUGUCGGUAUUUUAAGAAAGUUCUCAAUGAAAACCCUUUACUCAUGAGAGAGCUGAAUCUGAGUAAAAAAAAAGUUGGGAACACAUCAGUGAAUCGGUUAGCCGCCCUACUGAGGGAUAAGCACUGUAAACUAAAGAAGAUUCAGCUUUGUGGAUGCAGCAUUACAGUAAAACAAUGUGAAAUCCUGACUGCAGCUCUGCGUUCAAACCCUUCAUACCUCAGAGAACUGAGCCUCAGUAAUAAUAAAAUAAAAAAUGGAGGAAAGCACAUAGGUGAUCUACUAAAAGAUCCAAACUGCAAACUGGAGAAUUUGGAGUUAAGAAACUGCAGUUUAAUUGAUGAAGAUUACUCAUCUCUGAUUUCAUCAAGCCUGAAACGGCUAUACCUGAGUGGAAAUGAACUAGGAGACGCAGGAGUUAAAAACCUCUGUGUUCUACUAAGGAGUUCACAAACUAAGCUAGAAACACUAGAGCUUUGUGGAUGCAGCAUUACAGGGAAACAAUGUGCCGACCUGUCUGCAGCUCUGCGUUCAAACCUUUCAUAUCUGAGAGAACUGAACCUCAGUGGAAAUGCAAUAAAAGAUGGAGUGAGAGACUUAUUUGAACUACUAAAUUAUUCAGACUGCAAACUGGAGAAACUGGAACUUUGCAACUGCAGUAUUACAAACAAACACUGUGAAAUCCUAGUUUUGUCUUCAAAACAUUCAUCCCUGAGAGAGCUGAACCUCAGUGAAAAUGAACUAAAAAAUAAAGGACUGGGGUACUUAUGUGAUAUACUGAAUAACUCACACUGCAAACUGGAGAAGUUGAGCCUAAAUGAUUGUAAAAUUAAAGAUGUUGGUUUGUUGGCUACAUCAAAAGCAAUGUCUGUAUUAAAGGAACUUGAUCUAAGUAACAAUAACAUAGAAGUCUCAUCAAAGAAGCAGCUAACUGAAGUGUUUGAAAGAUCAAGCUGUAACCUAAGACUUGACAGUGGAAACUGGUUAAAAAAAUUGUUUACUAAAAGUGAACAUGAGAAAUCUGAGAAGUCAUUAGAGGAAGACAAAAGGGUGGACGAUGAAUCAUGGGGAAAUCUCUGUAUUUCUGAAGUGUAACAGAGGAAUCAGACUGAUUGCGUCGAUUAGGAGAAAAAUUGAGUUUAGAUCUAAAAGGGUUGCUCACAGUAAUGCCACAGAGCAGCCUUUUUUUGGUUCUCCAAGGAACUUUUUAAGUUCUUUAAAGCUUUAAAGUACCAUUUCUUAAUUAUCUUUUGUGGACGGUUUCAGUAGCAACAACAUAAACAAACUGCUUUCAUGGCCCAAAAUUAACUUCCGGUAGACUAGAAGUCCCUCUAGAGCAGAUUAUUUCUGAUAACAAGCUAAGUAAAUAUAAAGUAAAUAACCUUAGUUCAAGUCAUAGCUAAAGCGUAUCAACCAUUACACUGAGCUAACCUUACAGUUUUAAAUGUAUGUAUGCAAUGCUAGCUACACAUUGGCUGCCUAACCUCUCUUUGCACAGCAGUGAUCCAUGCUCGCCAUUUUUCCUCGUUUUUAGGAAACCAAAAGGUUUUUAUGAAAGGUAUUUGUUUUGAUUUACCCACUAGUCAGACCAUUAAACAAACACAGACCUGAAGUUACUUUGGGCCAAGCAAGUAAUCUCGACAAUGUGUGUGCAUGAAACAGUGUAUAGUCUGAAGAACCUUUUACCACAACUAAGAACGUUUUAAAAUUACAUAAAGGUUCUGUGGAUGUUUAAGGUUCCUACUGAAACCAUACAGCCUGGCCAUUUAUUUUUAUUUUCUUAACCCUUUAAUAGUGCAGUAUAAGGCCUUUUUUACCGACAGCCAUUAGAUUUUACAACCAGUGCCAUUCAAGGUAGUAAAUUGAUUGUGUAUUGAUGUGGAAUGUGUACCUUAUGCUUGAAACUAAACCAGUGUGGUGUGGUAUAAUGUAGUUGCUCAGGUCAUUGUGUACAAACUGUUGUAAUUGUUUUGAAAUUUUAUUUUUUUUGUAUUUUUAUACUAUUUAUUAUUGUGUUUUUUGUAAAUUUCCCUUUGGGGAUUAAUAAAGUU
Messenger RNA from Misgurnus anguillicaudatus (oriental weatherfish), 3605 nucleotides. Lineage: Eukaryota; Metazoa; Chordata; Actinopteri; Cypriniformes; Cobitidae. The record is from RefSeq and is a predicted model, not a curated record.